AUGCUUGACUUAAAUAACGGUGGCAGUCAUAUAGACAAGAAUUCGGUAACUGAAAUUAACCUUAAUAACUUUUCAUUAUAGAUCAUUUCAUUGAGCAAGAAUAAAAAGAAGGAAAAAGACGAAAAAGACAUUUAAAUAGACAAACUAAAGGCAGUUAACAUCAAACUUAGAAAUAAGAUUAAGGAAUUGAACUAAAUAGUUGAGAAAGCGAUAGAAAAAGCAAAUACAAAGAGAAUUAUCACAAAUAAGCACAAGAACGAGACUUAGUAAGAUGUUGGACAUCUUAUAAUGAUUCGAGAUCAAGAAAUUCAGAAUGCAACUAAGUAGAUAUAAACUAAUGACUAUGAAAUUAAGAAGUUGCAAGAAAGAUUGGAUGCCUUGUCUGGAGCUGAUAAAAUAAUUAUGCUUGAGUAAAGAAUGAAAGAUGCUCAAAACUAAAAGUUAGAAUUAGAAAAAGCUAUAAAGUAGCUUGAAAAAUAAAACUAGGACUAAGGAAAGGCAUUAGAUAAACUAACUAAUGACGUAGAAAAUCAUAAUAAAAUCCGCAAUAUGGUUGAAGAACUGAGAGUUUGGAAAGAAAAGGUAAAGAAGUUGGAGAAAGCUUGUAAAAAAGAUAAGGAGACAAGAAAGGAGUAGAUUGAAAGAAUCAAGAAAACAGAAGAUGAGAAUAAGAAGUACUAAGAGGAACUAGAGACUUUGAUUUAGAGAAAAAAAUCAAAAAUGGGUGAUGAUGAAUAAUAGCCAGUCGAUGUUGAUUAAUUAAUGUACGAAAAGGACUAGAUGAAAAUGGAAUUUGUGGAAGAGGAGAAAAAGCAGAAGCAAGAUCUUAAGCUUCUUGAAAAAAGAUUAACAGAACUUAGUCAAAAAGCUGAUAAGCUAAGAAAAGAAUUGAAAGAAAAAGAACAAGAAUAAAGAAUUUCCCAAUACAAAUUGAACGAACUUAGAAGGUCAGUUAAGCAUAAUUAACUCAAACCAUUGAAGAAAGGAACAGCCUCUGAGGGUGAAAAUAAUUCUGAUAUCAACCAAUAAACUACUCUUAAUAAGCAGGCACUAAAGAAACAUAACAAUAUGUUGAAGGGAAACAACAAUGGCUUGAACUAUAAUACUGAUAAUUCACCAGUUAGGUAGAAGCAUUUUGAUAAAUUUGAAGAGGAAGAUGGCAUUGAAGAUGAUGUAGAAAGAUAAAUCGAUGCUAAGCUGUAGAAAGAAGGUUUCAUAGACUAAAUGAGAGCUUAAUUAAGGGCUUAAGUAAUCAACGCUAUGGAAAAAGAAAAGAAGUCUCAAUAUGGAUCAGCUUCAAAGUAUUUGCAAAAAUCUGAAAUUUCUAAUCCUAUCACAAAGAAAGUAGUCGAUCAUGAAGAUGGCUUGAUGUGUGCUGAGAUAAUCAGAGAGUUUAUGAAAUUCUAUAAAAUGAGUUUGUCACUUCAAGUAUUUGAGCCUGAAAUGUCAAUCAGCUAAAAUUACCCUAAAACAAGAUAAGAGAUGGAAAGAGAGAUAGGUGUAGCUGAUAGAAAUGAUAAUUCAAAACCAUUAUUGCUUAAACUAAUUGAGCAAGUCAAAUAUGGAUCUGUAGGAGCACCUUCUUCUGAUUAUAAUGCUCCAAGUUUUCAAUAGAAAGCUACAGCAUCCUAAAGUCUUGAAUUUUAAGAUCCUUUUAAAAAGCAAGUUGCAUAGCCAUUUAUGGAUGAUCCAUUGGAAAUUGAAGAGAAAAAAGAAACUAAAAAGAAAAAGAACUCAAAUAAAAAAAAAGAUGGAAAGGGGAAAAAGGAUACUAAAUCUAAUUAAAAAGAAGAUAAGAAAACUAAAGAAAAUAAUAAUACUGCAGCCAAUCAAUCUUUAACUAAGUUAGAUGACUUGCCCUCUUUAGGUGGAGGGAAAAAAGCAGUCACUAAAAAAGAUCCACUUGACUUUGAUUUUGAUGAUCUUGAAGAUGAUGACAACGACCAUAAAAAUAACAAGCAAUUAGAUAGCAAGUAUUCUAAAGCAUAAAAAUAAUUGAUGGAUUAUGAGGAGGAAGAAAAUAAAGGCUUUAAGUUAAAAGUUAAUGCUCCUAUAAAUCAAUCUAAAAAUCAGAAGAAAAUAGUUGAUGAUUUUAUAGAUGAGGAUAUAGAGGAAGAGAUUCAAAGUGAAAGGAAUGACUAUUAGGCUGAAAGUAGUGGCAAAGGCUUCGCUAUCACUGUAUCUCAAUCACUUGGAAUUGAUAGAAGUGUUGAUUCUCUAGAACUAGAUGAAUAUGACCAUAUAGAAUAUGUUGACUUAUGA
Stylonychia lemnae is the source of this 2262-nucleotide messenger RNA. Lineage: Eukaryota; Ciliophora; Spirotrichea; Sporadotrichida; Oxytrichidae. The record is from the annotation of a GenBank genome assembly.